Cinclus cinclus is the source of this 2052-nucleotide messenger RNA. It is a transcript of the gene C24H17orf113, whose product is annotated as chromosome 24 C17orf113 homolog. The record is from RefSeq and is a predicted model, not a curated record. Bases 1 to 2052 code for a protein of 683 amino acids. Lineage: Eukaryota; Metazoa; Chordata; Aves; Passeriformes; Cinclidae. The transcript is spliced from 2 exons.
AUGGUGCCUCCAGGGAAAAAGCCAGCUGGGGAAACUUCAAAUUCCAAUAAAAAGUGUAAACGCUAUUUCAAUGAGCACUGGAAGGAAGAAUUUACCUGGCUGGAAUUUGACUAUGAGAGGAAACUCAUGUUUUGCAUAGAGUGUCGGCAGGCACUGGUGAAGAACAAGCACGGUAAAGCAGAAAACGCCUUUACCGUGGGCACGGACAACUUCCAGCGGCACGCGCUGCUGCGGCACGUCACCUCCGGGGCACACCGCCAGGCGCUGGCCGUGAACCGGGAGCAGCUGGCCUUCGACACCCGUGUCCACGGCCACCCCGAGCUGCGCUCAGUCAUCAAGGUGGAGGUGAACCCGGCCAAGGUGGCCGUUCUCACCACCGUCUACUGGAUGGCCAAGGAGGAGAUCCCGGAUGAAAAGUGCUCCUCCCUGCUCAGCUUCCAGAAGUUCAACCUGUGCCAGGCUCUGCUGGCCUCGGAGCACAGCGAGUAUUACCACCCUGGCAGCAUCAGGGAGAUGCAGGCAGCCAUUGCCAAAGUCCUCCACAAUGAGGACAGGCACAGGAUCAAAGCCUCACCGUUCAUUGGGCUGGUGGUGGAUGAGACUGUGGACGUCCUGGAGCACCGCAGCCUCGCCAUGUUCACCACCACCGUCUCCCCCUGCAAUGGGCAGACCUCCACCACCUUCCUGGGCAGCUUUGAGCUGCCCACCGGGGAGGCCUCCACUGUGGCAGGCAAGGUGGGUGAGGUGAUGCGCUCCUUCGGCAUCCCCACCAUGAAGCUCACCUGGCUCAGUGCUGACAGUGCCUCACUGGUGGCCGAGCGGCUGAGCGGGGUGGGCACGGCACUGACCUCGCUCUGCCCGCUCCUCACUGAGGUGCACUGCCUGUCCCAUGGCACCUCCCUGCUGCUGGCCGAGAGCAUCAGCACCAUCGAGUACCUCCAGAAGUAUGAGACCACUGUGGAUGCUGUGUAUAGGCUCUACUCCAGCUUCCAGGGGAGAGGUGAUAGCCUGCAGGAGCUGCGGAGAGUCUUGGACCUCUGUGAGAUAGACCUCGGGAGCCCCAAAGCCAUCCGCUGGACUUCUAUCUUCCCAGCUGUAGAAGCCAUUGACUCCUCGUGGCCCACACUGGUGCUGCUGCUGGAGAGCGAGGCGGAGCACUCGCCUGUGGCCCGUGGCCUCUGCGAAGAGCUCAAGAAGUUCCAGUUUGUGGCCUUCACCAAGAUCCUCCUGGAUGUCCUCCCCAUCUUCCAGAAGCUCAGUCGCUUCUUCCAGAUUGAGGACUUUGACCUGUCCAUCUUGAAGCCCAUUGUCUCAGCCACAGCCACCACUCUGCAGGCCCAGCAGAGCACCAGCGGCCAGAACCUCCGGGAAUUCCUCAACGAGAUGGACAAGUACCCGCAGGACGGCCGGGAGGGUGAGAGCCGCCUCUACUACAAGGGUGUGGAGCUGGCCAACUGCUCCCAAGUGCACCUGAAACACUUUGAGCACCUGAAGGAGAGCUACUUGGAGAGGGUGCGGGGCAACCUGCUGGAUAGGUUCCCCAGCAGCGUCCUGGAGGCCAUCAGCUCCUUCUCUGCCAUCUUCAACCCCAAGUGCUACCCUCAGUCUCUGGAUGACAUUGGCAGCUAUGGGGUCAGCGAGCUGAAUUUCCUGCUGCAGGUGUACUCACGGGUGGUGGUGAGCGAGAGGGCCCUGAGCGACUUCCCGCUUUUCAAGCGCAUCGUCUUCAGCCUCAGCCAGCUCUCUUUCAAGGACCUCUGUGUCAAACUGGUCUACAGCAGCUCUGAGAUGCAUGAGCUCUUCCCAGACUUCGCUGUCCUAGCAGCUAUUGCCCUGGCCUUGCCGUUGGGCUCGGUCCUUGCCGAGAAGAUGAGCCGGGGCCGGGAGCUGCUGAAGCGCGGCCGGUCGCGCCAUGCGAAGGACGAGGGGCUCUCUGACCUCAUGAAGAUCGCCAUCGACGGGCCAGCCAUCAGCGAGUUUAACUUUGCGCUGGCCAUCGAGUACUAUGAGAGCAUGAGGGAGUCGGGGUUCAUCAUGGCACAGGUGAAGUGA